This is a messenger RNA of Betta splendens (Siamese fighting fish), 2206 nucleotides long. It is a transcript of the gene galk1, whose product is annotated as galactokinase 1. The coding region runs from base 168 to 1343 and encodes 391 amino acids. NCBI's taxonomy places the organism in Eukaryota, Metazoa, Chordata, Actinopteri, Anabantiformes, Osphronemidae. The transcript is spliced from 8 exons. Gene Ontology annotation, biological process: carbohydrate phosphorylation; galactose metabolic process. Gene Ontology annotation, cellular component: cytosol; cytoplasm. Gene Ontology annotation, molecular function: galactokinase activity; ATP binding. The record is from RefSeq and is a predicted model, not a curated record.
UUUUAAAGCGUAGAAGAAGAAGAAGAAUCGUCACUGGAACAUAUUAGUCCCAAAAAUUACUUCCCCUUUAUUUUGUAAGUUAGGAAAAUACUCUUGGUGUCCGGAUUUCACGCGCCUGCACCCGACUGAUUUGUUUCCGUUUGCGCGUAAAUUCCUCUUGAUUCUCAAUGGCCAGUUCGUUUUCGAGCGUCUCCGAGCUGGCGGCUGCCGCUCGCCGCCUGUACGGACAGGUGUUCGGGGGAGAGAGUCCUCAGGUGGCGGUGUGUGCUCCGGGAAGAGUCAACCUGAUCGGCGAGCACACGGACUACAACCUGGGAUUUGUACUUCCAAUGGCCUUGCCCUUGGUGACUGUGGUGGUGGGGAGCCAAACCUCUGGACAGGACGUUACCGUGGUAACAGCGACUGAGGAUGCUGAUGAGCCCCACAGAGUGGACUUUAUACUAUCUGGUGACGCGUCAUCGCUGUCUCCAGGGUUACCCAGCUGGGCAAACUAUGUGAAGGGUGUUAUACAUCAUUACAGGGCUCCUCCGGUCUCAGGUUUCAAGGCAGUGAUCGCCAGCAGUGUCCCUUUGGGAGGAGGCCUGUCCAGCUCUGCCUCCCUGGAGGUGGCUUUCUACACCUUCCUGCAGCAACUCAAGCCAGAUGAUGGAGACAAGGUGUCCAAAGCAGUAGCCUGUCAGAAGGCAGAACACACCCACGCUCAUGUACCCUGUGGCAUCAUGGAUCAGUUUGUAUCGGUCCUCGGGAGGGAGCGACAUGCUUUGCUCAUUGAUUGCAGGUCUCUGGAGGCCACUCCCGUCCCGCUGGCAGAUCCAGGUCUGGUCAUUCUCAUCACCAAUUCCAAUGUGAAGCAUUCAUUGGCUGGCAGUGAGUACGCCGUGAGACGGGAACAGUGUGAGAAAGCUGCUGCAAUCCUGGGAAAGCCAAGUCUCCGAGACGCUACCAUGAAGGACCUGGAGGGUGUAAGAGACAGACUGGAUGAGGUAACCUACCAAAGAGCUCACCACGUGAUUGGGGAGAUUGAAAGAACCAUCCAAGCUGCUGACGCCCUGAAGAGAGCAGCCUACGAAGAGUUUGGCAAGCUCAUGGUGGAGAGCCACAACUCGCUCAGAGAUUUGUACGAGGUCAGCUGCAAAGAGCUGGAUGAGCUGGUGGCUGCAGCCAUGGAGGUGGAGGGGGUGUUUGGCAGCCGGAUGACAGGCGGAGGAUUCGGGGGAUGCACCGUGACUUUGCUGCAGGCUCAGGCCACCGACAAGACUAUACUGCACCUAAAGGAGCGAUACAGUGGAACCCCAACUUUCUAUGUCACGACUCCAUCAGAGGGAGCUCGGGUUCUCUCCUGAGCUUUGACAACACAUAUGUAGCAUAAGCACAACACAUUAUUUACUUAACACAGGAUACUGUACUUGAUUAUACUUGAUUUUUUUGUGAUUUUUACAUUGAAGAUAAUAAAAUCAUUUUGUUAAGAGGUGCCUUUACAUUAACACAAUGCUUCCUGGUAACAUCUUGUUACUGUUACUUAUAUCUGUGAAUUGUGUUAUGAUUUAGUGUUUAGCUACUGUUAAAGAUGCAAGGUUUUCCUUAACUGGACACUAAAGGUCUUAUUUUUAAUUAUUCACGAUUUUACCUUAGCCUGCCCCUGACCAAUAAAAAUAUUUCUUCUUAUUUUUGUAUUUGGGAAAAUAAAUAGAUCAGAUAUAUAUAUAUAUAUAUAUUAUUUUCUUUAUUGGUAUUUUGAUUUUGGGAAUUCAGUGUUUGACUAAAAUAGAAAAACAAUUUGAGGUUUGAACUGCAGUAUGUGGAAAAAAAGGAUUUGGAAUGUUUUCAGCUUUAAAGUUUUCUGUAUUUCUGUCUUUCAGAUUUUGCUACUUGAACUUUGUAAAAAUGUGUCAAAAUCAAAUGUGCCUUUACUUCAAAUGUAAUAAUUAACAGUAUUCAUUCAUUAUUGGUAUUUACAAUUAGUACUACACAGCUCAUACUUCAUAAGGAAAUUUUGUUUUGUUUACACUGAAUGCAGAGUUGCAAUAACAUAUUUCUACACUUGAGCGAAAAGAUGCAUACAUUUUAGGAUGUGCACUUUUAUGUUUCUGCAGUAACCUGCUGUACAUGCAGCAUUUAAAUGUGGGGAAUGUUUGGCUUUUUUUAUUGUUAAUACCAGGGUUUAUGGAUUUGUUUCAAAUAAAUGAAUGAACAAAUUACCAUAUAA